GUCGCCUCGCCGCAGUCCUGCGCUCCUCCUCGGGACAGAAGACACGCAGCAGCGCCAGGAGCCGCGCGCCUCUCCGGAGGAACCACUUUCUUUUUCUUCACCCGCCCCCCACCCCCACCGCUCCUCACCCGGUGGAUCUGUUCGGAUAUUUAAGACUACUGGAGAUAUAAUCGAGACGUAUUUCCCCCCCUACCUUGAGUACAACGCGUAAGCAGCUUGGAUACGAGACCGGCGGGGCUCUCCUGUAACCAUGGGGGACGUGGUUUCCUCUCACCUGGAUGAGGGCCGGCGGGAGGUGAUAACAGCUCGGACCCGAGGCGUGAUGAAGGAGUUCGGCGUUGUGUACGAGCAGCAGUACGCCGUCGCCCUCUUCAACAGCGUCCGCUUCGAGAUCGAAGGCGGAGGCGGACCGCAGUCGCAGCUGCUCCACAGGAAGGACCCUCUGGCGGGCCGGUCCAUCUUCUCGGGGAGUCUGUUUCAGUAUCUGGAGGAGAAUCGCAAGUGGCGGAAUCGCUUUGUGUCCGUGCCCGACAGCUACACCAUCAGCCUCUACGAGGGCAAGACAGCCCACGACCGAGGCCUUCACGCCAAGGGAACCAUCAACUGCGCCGGGUACAAGGCCCUGACCUCGAUGGAGGACUACAUGGAGCUGAUCAACAGCAGCCUGCCGGACGUCAAGGCCAAAGCGGGCAGCAACCCGUUCAUCAAGUGCGCGACCCAGUUCCCGCUCAUCCUGUGGCACCCCUACGCCCGCCACCAUUACUUCUGCGUGACGACGGAGAAGGAGCAGAGCAAGUGGCACGCCGUGCUGCAGGACUGCGUCCGACACAGCAACAACGGUCUGUCGGAGGACUGCACCGUUCAGACGCCGGCCUUCACCGACUCGGUGAGACUCCACAGACAAGCCAAGGGCCACUACGGGACCUGGGACAUGAUGUGCGGAGCGCCCCCUCAGAUUCUUGCUAACCUGGUGAUGGAGAGCCUCCACCCGGAGCUGAGGAGCGUUAUCGCCCCUCUCCUGAGGGGGAAGCUGCAGCAGAGGCAGAAGCAUUGGAUGUUGAUCUCCGAUGCGCUGUACAGGCAGGUGUUGUCCCAGACCACCAGCCAGUACGGAGCGCUGGCCGAAGCCUGCGAGGCCCAGCGGGCGCCGCUGGACAGCGUGCUGCGGACCGACAUGGACCAGAUCGUCUCGUCCAAAGAGCACGUGAGCAGCAAGAUGAGAGCUCUGGUGCUGCCCAAGGCGGAGCAGCUCCUGCGGGGCAACGUGCAGCCCUACAUCGGCUCCAUCCUGGAGGCCCUGAUGGAGCCCAGCAGCCGCGGCUUCGCCGAGGUGCGGGAGGUGUUCUUCAGGGAGCUGGUGGAGGUCAGCAGGAGCUCGCUCAACGGCGGAGGCAGAGACGCGCUGGGAGACCACAUGGAGAAGCUGUCCAUGCUCGCCUUCCACCCGGUGAAGAUGCAGAGCUGCUACGAGAAGGUGGAGCAGCUGAACCUGGAGGGGCUGCAGCAGCGCUUCGCCGUGGCCAGCCCGUCGGUGUUCGUGAGCCGGGCUCAGACCCUCAUGGGCCAGCAAAUGGACAACGCAGUGUACACCUUCGAGCAGCUGCUCAACCAGUCGCUGGAGACGCAGAAAGACGACGACAUAUGCAAGACCAUGCAGCGCUGCCAGGACCGCGUCCUCAAGAAAUAUGACUAUGACAGCAGCACGGUGCGCAAGAAGUUCUUCCGAGAGUCUCUGCUGCAGAUCAUCAUCCCGUACAUGCUGCAGCAGCUGUCGCCGUCCUGCUCGCCUGAGCUGCCUCGCUUCAAAGAGCUGAUCUUCGAGGACUUUUCCCGUUUCCUGCUGGUGGAGAACCUGUUCGAGGAGGUGGUGCUGCAGUGCGUCUCCAAGGACAUCAUGAUGGCUGUGAAGGAGGCGGCGGUCCAGAGGAGACACAACCUGUACAGGGACAGCAUCAUUCUGACCAGCAGCGACGCCAACCUGCACCUGCUGGAGGAAUCCCCUCAGGUGGACUGGGCCAACAAAUUCGGCGCCGACGACCCGGAGGGCGACGGCGGCGGUUCCGAGGGCGGGCUCUCCUCGUCCAGACGCAGGCAGGUGGUGUCCAUGAUCUCGCUGGACGGCAUCCCGCUCUCCUUCGAGUCCUGCCUGGAGGUGCCGGGCGUGGAGAUCAUCCCGGAGGAGGCCGGCGAGGCGUCCGAGGGCGCGGAGGCGGCGGCGGACCCCGGGUCGCCCGACUGCGUGACCGGAAUCAGAGACCUGAUCAAUCCCACGGUGAACCUGACGCCGCUUCCCGCCUCGGAGGAGAGCGACGGGACCGAUGGUGGGACGGAGGCCUCGGAGGACGGCGAGCGGGCGGUGGAGGACGUCCACCGGGAGACGGAGGAAGCCGACGAGGAGGAGGAGGAGCAUCGGGAGGAGGCAGCGGCCGUCAAGAACGCCAUCGAGGAGCAUCGGGAGGAGGAAGCGGCCGUCAAGAACGCCAUCGAGGAGCAUCGGGAGGAGGAAGCGGCCGUCAAGAACGCCAUCGAGGAGAUAGAGAUGGCGGCGCAGGAAGACGACGGCGAACGGAUGGGCGAGGCGGCGGAGUCGGAAUGCGAGCGGUCGGCGGCGGCGGCCUCGGACUCCAGCUCGCGCAGCGACAGCGGCUUCCAGUCGCCGGCCAGCGUGGGGCCGGAGGAAGGGGAGGAGCCUCGGCCAAUCACAAACGGUCUGGACGCAGAGGACAAAGCAAUCGACCCCCCGGCGGGCGUGGAAGCGGUCGUGGCGUAGGGGGGGGGGGGGGGGGGGCACGCCGCCGGACAGAACUCUAAUAAAUAAAUAAAAAAGUGUGCGUCACAUGUGAAGCGAGAGAAUACGAAUACGGACUUUAUUUAAAAAAGGUUUAAUUCAAAAAGAGUUUUGCACACCUCCCUUUGACUUUAUUUUUCUUUUUUUUCUUUAACUUCGGUUCCUUUCGACGCGUCGUCACAAGCGUCUUCAUAUUUUAUGUUUUCAUAUCGGCCUUAUGCUCACAGGUGGACGAGGACCGGGGGAUUAUUAAAGGAACGACUACAUCUAAGUUAUUCAUGUUUUAAUAACGGUUUGUUUACGUCCAUGUAUCUGUAAAUCAGGCCCAUAUUGAUAUUAUUCAUAGUCACCGCCUCUCUCUGGGCAGCAGGGGGCGCUACAGUCACUCUACAUGUUGGAUGGGGUUUUCUCUGACUGCUAUUUUAUUUUUUUAAAUACCAGUACAUCUAUUUUUGUUAUUUUCCCGCGUUGCCUGUUCGUUUCAAUCUUUUUCCUGUAUUCGCAAAUGGCCUUCAUGUUUCAACGCCGCAUAUUUGAAACAAUCAGGAAUCAUUUGUUUCCUGUGAUUUGACGAGUUGGGAAGUUUUUUUUAUCUUUUCUUUUCUUUUAACCAAAAUUCAAUCGCUUCUCGGGCGACGACGAGAAAGAUACAGCAAAUAAUUGUGAAUAUCUUUAUGAAUAUGAGGGAGAUUCGUCACGGCAACUUGAUUCAUAACUUUACAAAUCAAACAAUUUUCUACUUUGAACUCCAUCUUUUUCUAAGUGAAUUCAAAUUUUGUAUACAUCUGGGUAAUUCUUUUGUCCGAAAACAUGAAUGUCGGUUUGGAUACGUGGCUUUCCCGAGAGUUUUAUAUCCUUAUAUAACUUCAUUAAAAAACUAAAACGGGAUUAAUAAAAGCAGAAAACCUCUUCCAGGACAAUAGACACGACAUUCUGAAAUAAGUGGCGUGAACACGCGAGGGUACCAGGAGUGGAGUUGAUGUAUGUAAAUAAAUAAAUAAAUAAAGUACAAACACAAACAA
Molecule: messenger RNA, 3810 nt
Organism: Pseudoliparis swirei
Lineage: Eukaryota; Metazoa; Chordata; Actinopteri; Perciformes; Liparidae
Gene: niban2a
Product: niban apoptosis regulator 2a
Exons: 14
Coding region: 251-2770 (839 amino acids)
Source: RefSeq, a predicted model, not a curated record